Micromonas commoda is the source of this 1095-nucleotide messenger RNA. RefSeq lists its product with no specific name. NCBI's taxonomy places the organism in Eukaryota, Viridiplantae, Chlorophyta, Mamiellophyceae, Mamiellales, Mamiellaceae. The record is from RefSeq and is a predicted model, not a curated record. The transcript has a single exon. The coding region runs from base 1 to 1095 and encodes 364 amino acids.
AUGCUCACGCCGUCCGUGGCGCGCGCGGCGGCGCGUUGGGGGCGUCGAGGGUUGAGCGCCGCGCUGGCCUCCACGGCCCGUGCCGAUUUCGGUUUGGGCACCCGAUCGGGAUCGAUGCGAGACGACGUGCGGUCCCCGCCGACGCUCCCCGCGCACCUCGCGCCCUGGACCUCACCGCCCGGCGACGCGCCAGCCUCCCGCAGGCUCGCGUCGACCAAGUUCGGCGUCAAACCCGCGAGAAACCGCGCGCCCAAGCCCGCCACGGAGGCGGCCCGACCCAACAAGUCGAAGGGACAAUCGUCGACCGAAUCGUCCGUCCCGCUGAAGGAUGCCAUGGCGAAGCUGGUGGCGAAGGUCCACCCCGAUCUGUUCGCCUCGGGACCCGCGGGCGCGGGCGAGACGAACGACGAGUCUCUCAAGGCGAUACAGACGGUGCUGGACUCCGUGACGCGCGAUAAGACGACGCCGAACGCGGGCAUCAAGCGACUGAAAUUCUUCGUCCACGACGACGAAUCGCCAGAGGGCGUCAGGGUCGUGCCGUUUUCGUUCAAAACCACGGGCGGGGACUGCCGCAACCUGGUGGCGCGGCAGCUGCGGGACGUGAUGGCCAAGGUGGGGGUGCCCGGGGACUUUCGGUGGGACCCCGGGGACUGGGACGUUCGAGAUUCUUCCGGGUACGUGGCCCGGAGGCACAACCCGUGGAGCAACGUCAAAGGGGUGGAUUAUUCCAACUCUGACGGCGGCGACAACGCGGCGGGCGGGCGGAAGCGCGGGGACCUCGUGGCCGCGCUGAAGAUCAACGACAGGCUCUUCGAGGCCAUCGCCGCGGUACCGUGGAUCCCCGAGCCCCACGGGGACGACCGGGUGCGCGCGAUAAACGAGGAGAUCGUUCCCCGGCUGGCCAAGGAGGGGUGGGCGCUGGACCGGCGCGUGCUGGAGCGCAUCUGGCGGGGCGAGAGGGACGACGCGUCGGUGAUGGACGGCGUGGACGCCGCGAGCGGACUGGCGCUUCAGGCGAUCGUCAAGCACGCCAGGGCGUUCGACAGGGCCUACGGCAAGCCCGCGAGGGAGCGCGCCAACUUCUACCCAGAAUAG